Messenger RNA from Eremothecium cymbalariae DBVPG#7215, 1557 nucleotides. It is a transcript of the gene GLE1, whose product is annotated as nucleoporin GLE1. Gene Ontology annotation, biological process: regulation of translational initiation; regulation of translational termination; poly(A)+ mRNA export from nucleus. Gene Ontology annotation, cellular component: nuclear pore cytoplasmic filaments; nuclear pore; cytoplasm. NCBI's taxonomy places the organism in Eukaryota, Fungi, Ascomycota, Saccharomycetes, Saccharomycetales, Saccharomycetaceae. The coding region runs from base 1 to 1557 and encodes 518 amino acids. The transcript has a single exon. Gene Ontology annotation, molecular function: inositol hexakisphosphate binding; phospholipid binding; translation initiation factor binding. The record is from RefSeq and is a predicted model, not a curated record.
AUGAGAUUUGCUAUUGAUGAACUUCUUGAUGCUAUUGAUGAAGCAGAAGUUAAACAGACGUACAUUGGGCAUGGUGCGGAUGUGUUGCAAAUGAAACUUGGUAACCGAAGGCCAAACGAUGUAGACGAACCUGUGGAAUUGGAUGCCAGCUUGCAAAGACACCUAGAAGAUUUGCAUAUUUCUGAUAAGAUUCCAAAGUUUGAGCAAUUGAGGAUACCUUUAGGGUCUUUUCGUAAUACAAGGGCUCAUCGAAGGGUCUCCAUACCUGUGAUAAAUGAUGAUUUGGUUGAUGAGAAUAAGCAGCUCUCUAAGCCAAAUGCAACGCAAUUGAUGAUGAUGCUCAAAGAUAAGAUGGCUGAACUAGAAAGAGCUAAUACUGCUCAUGUACAAAAUGUGUUAAAAACAAAGAAGAUGGCUGAAAUAAAACUUGCGAGGCAAGAGGAAGAGCAGUUGAGACGUGCAGCAGAGGAACGAAAGAAACGAGAGGAGGAGCAACGUUUGAAGGAGGCAGAAAGGAAAAAGGUUUUAGCUGAAGAAUCUGAGAGGAAACGGAGAUUGAAAGAGGAGGCCGAUAAGAAGCAAAAGGAACAGCUGAGAAUGGAGCAGGAACACCAAGAGGCAUUGAGGAAGACUCGUGCACAAGAGGAGAAGAAGAAGAAGCAUGGCGUUACUAAUUUUGAAUCCAUUGAAGUCGAAUUUUUGAACGUUAUGCAAAAGAUACGAGAUAUAAAACGGGACAUUGUAAAUCCUGUUAAGAAGGAUCGUGAAUUGGAGAAGCUACUUGGAACGCAAAAGAGGAAGAUCAAUCCCAAAUUUGGCCAAUUAACAAAUAGCCUAUCUCAGCUGCAACAAAUUCGAAAAGAAUUAAUCAGGUUAAUAGAUGAAAUCAAGAAUAAUAAUCUGGCAUACAACUGGAUUCUAAACUUUGUCGCUAAGGCGGUUGUAUCACAGGCAGAAACUGAGGUUCGGGUAAAACCGGAAAGUGCAUUACCUCUUGCGAACUUGACACUAAGUCUUCUCGUGAAAUAUCCAGACUUGUAUGAACUGUUGAUGGCUAGAUUCAUUAAAAAAUGUCCAUAUGUCAUAGGCUACAUGUGUGGAAUUGAUACUGAGGAAGGAAGACUACGCAUGGGAUGGAAGAGAAGUGUAGAUGGUAAAUGGGAAGAUGAUAUUAGCUACAACGAGAGGCUGGGUGGUAUAAUGACUUUGUAUGCAGUGAUUUCCAGGUUGCCACUAGCACCGGAGUUUAUUUCUAAUACUGAGCAUCCUCUGCCGCUUUCGUGUUCUUGGAAAAUAUUGGCAAGGUUUGCAAAUAAACCUAUUAUCUACUUGACUAAUACGGAAUUCAUUCUUCUUGGGUAUUGGUGGGACGCUGCUGCUGCUCAAUUUUUGCAACGCUAUGGAAACCAGGGUUCCAAAUUACUAAAUCUGGUUGCUUCUGACCUAACAGCUGAAGUUGCAGCUCAUAAAUAUGUCGGCGCUGCAAGAUUACGCAUUCUGUUAGAAGAUUGGAAACAAACUGGCCGAAUAAAAACGUUCCCAGAGAUGGUUACGUGA